Lolium perenne is the source of this 618-nucleotide messenger RNA. The record is from RefSeq and is a predicted model, not a curated record. Lineage: Eukaryota; Viridiplantae; Streptophyta; Magnoliopsida; Poales; Poaceae.
AUGGAGAAGGCAUGGCACCAGGCGAACUCCUGCGAGGUACUCAGCCGGGAGGGGCAGCCUGGCACGGCGCCCAUGAAGAUGCUUUUCUCCGGCUAUCGCGCCAGCCUCAAGACCAAGGCCGCCGAGACCCUUGCCCAGCUGGCGACGCUGGAGGAUGCCGAGAAGACGGUUGAGGAGCGGCGCACCUUCUUGUACAACCAGGUGGUGACCAGCUACCACAAGGCUAAGAUCGAGCGAGCCGGCUUGGCUCGCGAGCUGGAGGCUGUCAAGGUUGAGGCCGCCAAGGUCCCGCAGCUGGAGUCGGAUCUCCGAGCCGCUCGCGCGCAGUGCGCCGAGAGCGAGGAGGCGGGCCGAUCUGCCGCCGGCAAGCUCAAGCUGGCUGAGCAGGAGCUGACGCGGCUGCGCCUGCUGGAGCAGAACCAUCUCACCGAGCUCAACUCCCUCAGGACGGCGGAGAAGGCGAAGGUGGAUGAUCUGAGCCGGCGGCUGACGGAGGUGGAGAAGCAGCGGCUUGCGCUGCAGGAGGAGGUCACCGCCAAGUCCACAGAGCUGACGGCUACCGCCAAACGUUGGACCGACGAUUUUAGCGCGCUUGAUCGCGGCUUGGGCCGCGAUUAA